Molecule: messenger RNA, 2640 nt
Organism: Anopheles funestus (African malaria mosquito)
Lineage: Eukaryota; Metazoa; Arthropoda; Insecta; Diptera; Culicidae
Gene: Pino
Product: protein pinocchio
Exons: 5
Coding region: 637-1497 (286 amino acids)
Source: RefSeq, a predicted model, not a curated record
UGGGAAAUCUUUGUUUUUUUCUGCUUGUUCGCUUGCUUUCGGGUAAAGGCUGAUUUUCCUACCAAAAACUAGAACAAUUUCAUUGAAAAUAUACAUUCGUUUGUAACAAUUGUCGUGGGAUGUUUGUGAAACUGGUAAUGAAAGAGUGCAAACAAAGUUUAAAGUAAGGUGCCGUAGGAAAAACCGUUGAGAGAAAUUUUUCUCAGUGAAAGUGGCGCGUGUGUUCGUCGUCGCUUGUAGGAAGUGGAGCAUUCGCUGGUGAACUAUUUAUGUUUUCUGCUAGAUUUCCCUGGUGCAUCUUCCCUCGUCGGAUGCAUGUAUCGAAGGUGCCGCUUAACGCAUAUGGGUCUGUGAAAAAUCAAUAACACAAUCACACCUCCAGUUCUCCCACUGCGGUGCAUUGGUUGAAGCCUGACGAAGGAAUUAAGCAAAGUAAAAAAAGAAACAGUUUGUUUUCAUCUGAGGAGGUGAUAAUUUUGAUAACAAACAUCCAGUCCAUCACAUCCCUCACUCCGAGACGCUCGACUCCCUAUCCGCUGUGGAACACAGGUCAGCGUUAUCCAAACGGACGGAUUAUCAUUCAGGAAGACGAACCAUUUCUUUCCUUCGCAAAGUGCGUAAAGACACACACACACAAUGAAGCCGUACGACAAUGGCACAUUCGCACCACGACAUUUUGUUUCCGAAUGGGAGGACAACGUAGUGUUUGAUGCGGACGAUCCUGACUUUUCCGUCGGAGGUGCCGGUGCGACGAACGUAUUAAUGCGUUCAACAACCGGAUCGCAGCAGCUGGCCCGGCAACUUGUAUCCACAAACCUGACACGAUCGGUUACUACCUACUACGGGCUUAACUCUGCCUCGGUUGUGUCGAAUUUGAACCAACUAAUGAAAGUAUCUUCGAGUGCAAAGCUAUCAGCAAUCAGUAACAGCAGCAGUAUGUCGGUGGCCAGCGUACAAGCACCUCAUCUAGCGGAUUUGUGCAGCUCACUGAGUCGUACCAGUUUGAGCAUGUCGUCGUCACUGUCGGAUCUAGUCGGCAGCCCAUCGCUUGGUGCCGUGUUCGACUUCCACUCGUCGGAUGCAGUGCUAACGAUCGAGGAACUGCGCGAGCAGCUUGGCUCAUGCUAUACCUGCGGUGUGUCCUGGACCGAGGAUCAGGUAUCGCUCGAUUGCAGUGAAUGCGGUGGCUACAGCCUAGAGCGACCGUGCCUUAUCUGCGAAGGCAUCUGCGGUCAGCUGUGGAAGCGUGAUUUCACCAUGAGCCACGCCUGCGGUAAAUCACGCUGGCAGGGUGUGUGCACCAAGUUCCCGGCACAGAUGAUUCAGCUGCAGUCAUCCGCACCGCUCAGCAGUUGUGCCAGUUUCGGUAGCCAUCAUCAGCUUACCGGUUGUGCUGCGGCUGCCAACAAUGGUGCCAGCACCGCCAGCCAGCAACAUUUCCUACAGCAAGAACUAUGCGCCCGGCUCGAGAAGCUUUCCGCGAAUGCGCAUUCGUAAAGUGUUGGGGUCCGGUCCUUUCCGGUAUACGGUUCCGGAUUGCACAAUUUGCAGGCUUCUUAGGUGUUAAAGCAGGAAGAAGAUAUACCCCCCGACGGAGGCAUCCGUUAGAUGGUAGUAACCUCUUCAGUUUAGCGUAGCAUUAUUUUCCUCGAAUAGUGAAUGUUGGAAUGUUCCGCUUUCAAGACUUCACCAACGUGCAUAUGAGUUCCUACUGAUAUUGAUUAUCAACUGGCAUUGUAACACACAGCGGAAGAGUAAGAGAGACAGAGGAAUAUAGGGAAAACGCAUGCUUAACAUAGUCAAAAUGGUUUGAAAUCGCAUUUGAUGUAUAAUACUGUAUCCUGCUUUUGAUUGAUUUCCUCAGACCGUUCGGACGUACAAGAUUUCAUCACUAAGGCACCUUUUUUCGAACGUUUUAAUGUGCAGCCAAUAUCAGAUAGCUUCAUCCAAAAUUAUUAGUCAAACAUCAUUGCACCCCUUCUAAACCAUGUGAUAGAAUUCGCUCAAACAAUGAUUAAAAUCAGUGGUGAACCAAAAGUCGAAACAAGAGGAAACUUCUAUCCAUACCAGCAUGUAUCGUACGUUAUUAGCUUAAAUGAGAGGAAUGUUUUUCUGUGAAAAACAUUAAAUUUAUUAUAUCGCUAGGAUAAGGGAAACACCAUAGUGUAAUUGAAUAGGAUGUGCGCGGCUCGACGCAUCAGACACUGAGGCACUAAUUGAAUGUAAACAUUCUAAGAAUUAGAGUUUAUCCGUGGCAGCGGGCAAUGAUUCUCUUUGAAAUUGCUCGACACUACCAAAUUGGCGCUGGAAAGCAGAUAUCUCGGAAACGUAGCGAAAGUAGGGAAGUAAAGUUUGAUAUUAAACGAGUUAUCCAACCGGUCGGGUUUCCGUGGUAACGGGCCACCGUUUACACAGCCCCAAGGAGCAGAGUUCUUAUUUGGUAGUUUAACGUCUAUUUACAUCAGUUGUUGCACUAUCCUGCAACAAACCUAGCAGCUUAACUAGACUUAAGGUGUUCUUAUUAAGAGAGGAACCAUACACGGUCGAAUGUUAUAAUGUUUUGUGUUUAUUUGUGGUUUGAUGAGAUGGAAAAGUAACGGAAUCGGAAAAUCGCAAACAAUAAAACAAACUAUACUAAAA